AUAACAUUUGUAUAUUAUCUCUGUAAUAAUAAAAUCAUGUGUUCAAUUUCGUUUAUAGGUGGUUCCGUUGACUUUGUGUUGACAGAUGUUGAAGACACCUGUGUCAAAUACUUUAAUUUUUUGAUGCAAGAUAGAUGUGCAUGGAUCUACGAUGAAACAAAUAAGACAAUCCAGGUAUUCCCGCCAGAAGAUGAUUGCCAGCUAUUCCUUAAAGAUGUGUUCUCUCACUUUAAGAAUCGUUCCAAUAUAGAAAUAGUGAUGGAUUGUGAUCAAACAAUUGUGGAAGAAUUUUUGAAUGGUACCAAAAUAAGAAAAUUAUACAAAUAUUAUGAGAUAGAAACACAAACGAAUAUGUGCUGUGUAACCGCGUUUUCUUCGGUAAGCGAGGAUCUGCGAAUGCUACAACACGAAUGUGAAAGUUUUGUAACAAGACGCAAGGAGCUUGCAAUGUAUUCUGAUGAGGUGAAGAAUGACAUAAUGAUACCAGGAGAAAAGCUGGAGACAUUUUGCUUGGCUUCUAAGCACAGUAUGUGCGUCUCUGCUGGUUACAUAUUUGACUUUGACGGACCUGAUGUUGGAAUCGUUAACCCUGUUGUCGUCAGAAAAUCUGGAGAAAUACAUAGCAAAGGCGUUUUGUUCCACCUGUUCGAGGAAAAAGGAGGUCAAAAAUACAAGGAUUCAUUAAAGGAACAUCGUGCCACAACGUCUUCAUGUAUAGUUACUCGUGGCGGUUCUUUGCAAGCUAAAAUCAUACAUCCUACACGCCCGAUCGAUGACAAAAAAAUGAUGGAAACUAAUAUAUUUAUAAAUAUUUGCGAUUGUCUAUCAGCUGCAUUGUCAAACAAACUUGGGCGAAUUGUAUUUCCGCUAAUGUAUUCAGGACGUGGGGAAGUACCCUUACAAAAGUGUACAUACCAAUACGCAUAUGCGUUAACUGAUUUUUUUCGUAUGUCAUCUAUGAAGUCAUUGGAUCCAUUCGAAAUAUUUUUCGUUGAAAUCGACAAGAAAAAGGCUAAAGAAUUCGUCCAAGAACUCCUGUUGUUUUUGCCCACACGAUCGACAAAAUUGAUGAUUGUUCCACGAUGUAACAGUUCCCUACUUAAAGACAAGCUAGAUAAACAUGUAUUUGACAACACUACAGUCAUAGUGAAAGUUGGAGAUAUUGUCGAAGCUAAUGUUGAUGCAAUUGUUUGUCCUGAAUACAUAACAGCCGGAUAUAAAGGAUAUGUGACAAAUGCUAUUCACUUCGCAUUUAGAAUUAAGUCCGAGAAAGUUAACAAACAAAUUCAUAAAUGGAAAGAAUCCAGUGAUUGGUAUUUGCAUCCAAAGUGUAAGCGCAACGUAAUGGUUUACCACACCGCUGCUGUUGCAUUGGAAUCGGGAUCAUUUAAAAUAAAAGAUGAGUCGGAAAAGGGGCUCCGGAAUUCUAUUGAGCGGGUGUUCGAGAAACUGAAAAAAGACGACACAAUCAAUAGCAUUGCAAUACCUUUAAUUGGCGUCAUUGAUGCCACUGACACGAUGACGGUCAGGCAGGCAUGCAAGGUGUUCAUUCAAUCCGUUCUGUCGUGUUGUUCAGCAAAGACUGGUGGGCCAAUUUUGCAUGUACAGUUGGUGAACCACUGCCAGCAAAUCACUGAUUGGUUGCAGGAGUACAUGCACAUUGAAGUUCUCGCACUGACAAAUUCGUGUUUUGAUUUGCAAAUGUGCCAAUCUGGAUUGUUUUAAGGAUGCUAUAUAUUUUCUAUAUACAGAGGUGUGCAGAACUAAAUAAAAGAGGAGUGCAAUGGGAAUUCUUUCCUCUUUUGUUUAAUGCACCCUUCCUUUAUUUACUGCACCGCUCUUUUUUUAUUGCACUCCUCUUUUAUUUAGUUUUGCACUCCUCCUUUUUCUAUCUCGAGGCCACGACAUAGCUAACUCGUAGCCACGAGUUAGUAAGUCGUGGCCUCGAGAUACAAAGUCGAGGCCACGAGAUAGAACAAAAGAGGAGAGCAAUUUAAAAAGAAGAGUGAAUGUCACCUCUAUGCCACCGUACGAAUGGGGUGAUUUUGCAUUUGCAUUUACACUUCACUAAUAAAGUUCAAAAUUUGGAAAAGGUUCCUCACAGAGCGUACAUGGCUGUCCGGGUGAUACAAUCUGAAACGCAAUGAAUUUUUUUUCUAAUAUUUGGCCUAGUGUACCUCAGAUUACCUAUUCUAAAAAUGAGGCAUGUAUGUUUUCAAGUUAAUAUUCUUACCGAGAUUGAUCAUGAUUUAGUUACAACUGUAACCUCUAGAGUAGUAACAAAUUGCUGUUGUUUUGUAAAGAUUUUUCCCAGUGACCCACAUUCGAACAUGGUCUAUAUAUUGUUAAAAUAACGUUUCUAAUAUAUGCUCAACAGAAUUGAGUAAACAGAAAUCAAAGUUUUUACCAAAAUGUGGCCUCUGGCGUGUUUACAAGGGAAACUUUUUCGAGAACCAUAAUUUUUGUCUAAGAUCCAAACUGGUCACCUAGUUUUGUUAAACACACUUUAUCAUAUUCGAACAAGGAUAUGUUUGAAACCCUAUUUCUUCGCGCUGUCUGGAAGAAUAGCAUUUCCAGACUUUUUAUAAGAGUUUGAUACAAGACUCCAAUUGAAGUUCAUUGAAUAAUUAUUAAAAGAUAUGAGUAUGGAUUUGUGCAUUUUGUGAAUUUAUGUUUUUAUUUUAUACUGUAGCGAUAGAACUCGCCUGGCAAAUUAUCUUUGUUUAAUCAAAAUCACAUCAAACAAUUGGAAAUGAAUUUUGAUUUGAUACGAUUUUCACUUAAUGUAGUUACCAGUUAUAAAUGUUUUCACUGUCAAAGAAAAACAUGUUAUUUCACUGCUGCUAAUUUUGGUAUUCAGUGGCA
Molecule: messenger RNA, 2865 nt
Organism: Dreissena polymorpha
Lineage: Eukaryota; Metazoa; Mollusca; Bivalvia; Myida; Dreissenidae
Exons: 3
Coding region: 37-1725 (562 amino acids)
Source: RefSeq, a predicted model, not a curated record